AUGGGCGACGCUGCCGGCUCCGAAACCGUCCAACAACUGCAGAUACCACUGAUCGACAUCUCAGCAUACUUAUCCGGCAAAGACGCGUCGGCGAUCCACGAAAUCGUGGAAUCCCUGCGAUCCGCAUGCCAGUCGCCAGGCUUUUUCCAGAUCACAGGGCACAAUGUCUCUCGUACUCUGCGUGAAGCAUUUCUGAGCGAGAUCGCGGACUUCUUCGCGCUGCCGAGUGACCAGAAAAAGGGCUUGCACAGAGGGAAUUCCCAUUGCCUGCGCGGAUAUGAAAGUGUCGGCGAGCAGAUGCUCGAAGGCGGGUUCGCAGACCAGAAGGAAGGGUUCAUGGUUGGGCUGGAACUGCCCGGAGCGACGCGGUUCCUUCAGGGACCGAACCAGUGGCCCCCCGGGAGCGAACUGCCUCACUUUCGGGAGUCCUUCAUGGAAUACUUCAACCAGAUGCAUGAGUUGAGUAAGGAUAUGUUUCGCCUCAUGGCGCUCAGCCUGAGCCUCGAGGAGACGUACUUUGACGAGUUUGUGAGCAGCGAAAAUUCUAUUCCAAUGUGCAGAGCACAUCGUUAUCCCCCUGCCACGGCAGAGACUGCUCGAAACUCGAGAGGGAUCGGUGCCCACACGGAUUUUGGGGCGCUUACGCUGCUGAUGCAAGACUCGAUCGGCGGCCUCGAAGUAUUCCACAAGCCCAGCGGCACAUGGCAUCCCGUAGUACCCGUCGACGACGCGUUUGUCGUCAACAUAGGCGACAUGAUGGAGAGAUGGACAAAUGAGAUGUACACCUCGACAUUGCACCGGGUGAUCACGCCAGUCUCGAAUCGAUACCGGUAUUCCGUUGCGUUCUUCAAUGAAGGGCUCUUGGACCAGGUCAUCGAAUGUAUUCCGACUUGCCUUGGACCAGGUGAGCAGCCGAAAUAUAGGCCGAUUCGGGCGGAAGAUCAUCUGAAGGAGCGGUACGGCAAUAGCUACUGA
Exophiala aquamarina CBS 119918 is the source of this 975-nucleotide messenger RNA. RefSeq lists its product as uncharacterized. The record is from RefSeq and is a predicted model, not a curated record. Gene Ontology annotation, molecular function: dioxygenase activity. The transcript has 4 exons. The coding region runs from base 1 to 975 and encodes 324 amino acids. NCBI's taxonomy places the organism in Eukaryota, Fungi, Ascomycota, Eurotiomycetes, Chaetothyriales, Herpotrichiellaceae.